GAUGCUACUCAAAUACCAGGUGAAGAAGACGACCAGAACUUUAACUCGGCGUGCUUGAGAUUUGAGGAUGCCGGGCACAGAGGGCACAGCUCAGUUUUGUGGGUGUAAGGGGAUCCGUUCGUGCUUGAUAUGCGAGCAGUUUGGCAGCAAAGUGUCCAAGGCGGCUGAGCAGGUGCAAAAGGUCAUCUUCAAUUAUGACUCUGCAACAGGUUUUGCCGUUCACAAAGCUGAUACUGGUCAAGAGGCUUUGUCAUUUUCCUUUCCUGGUAUCAUCCUGUUAAAGGACUUUGUAAGUGAAGAGGAGGAAAUGGAGUUGGUAAGACUAAUGGAUUUAAGCGAUUGGAAGAAAUCACAAUCUGGGCGAUUUAAGCAGGAUUAUGGGCCCAAAGUGAACUUCAAAAAGCAGAAAGUCAAGGUGGGGAGUUUCAGUGGGCUUCCUAGCUUCAGCCAGAAUGUCAUAGAGAGAAUGAAAAAGUGGCCAAUUUUAUGUGGUUUUCAGCCUGUUGAACAGUGUAAUUUGGAUUAUCAUCCCAGCCGGGGUUCUGCUAUUGACCCUCACUUUGAUGACAACUGGUUGUGGGGUGAGCGACUUGUCAGCCUAAAUCUGUUAUCUCCUACAACACUUUCUAUGAGUAGUGAUUCUGAUGACCUCUUUUCCGUCUCUGUGGGACAUAUGAGUGAUGGACAUCAAGCAGUUCAGAACCUUCCUGCUAGCAAAAUAAAAGUGAAGAUUCAUCUUCCUCAAAGAUCACUGGUUGUUGUAUAUGGAGAUGCUAGGUUUAAAUGGAUGCAUGCUAUUCAGAGACAAGACAUCCUUCAGCGUCGCAUCUGUAUCACCUUCAGGGAGUUGUCGCCAGAUUUUCUCCAAGGGGGAGUACAUGAAAGUCUUGGUUCUCAAUUACUGGGUAUUGCCCAGGGAUUUCAGGGGAUGCCACUGUAAAAGAUGCCUUUGACAAUUUACUUGCAAAAGGAAGUGUCUUGGAGACUGAAUUUGUUGGCAUUAUUUCCUGAGCAGAUGUAUGCUAGGUACACUCAUGAAGAAGUGUGCCUUUUAAUUAAAAGGCUAUGUAAUCAAAACUUCUUUUGAAAAUUGGCCUGAGGAAACCUUCACCUCCAAGGUUAACCAUCAUUAUGGUCAAUUUUUAAAAAGACGGACUCCACAUAGUCAAAUUAAUUUUAUUUUUUUACUAGGUGGCUGUUUUUUUUAAAAUGCAACUAGUGUGGUUUACUUUAAAAAUCAGUAAAGACUUUUUUACAAUGAAGCAAAUUCAUAAAGAUGAUAUUUUGCUUUUAUUUUUAAAAUAUUUCUAAUAAUUGGGGAUUCAUGAAUAUUUGAAUGGAGUGUGUGUUUGUGUGUGUUGGGUAUACACAAAUCAAGUAAGAAUGAAAAGGCUUACUGUAGGAAUGACCUAAAUGAGGGAAACUGUCUAAUUAAAAGAUUACUUUAAAGGCAAAAGUUGAUAUUUCAGCAAGAAAUUGAUACAAACUAAAGCCAGAAGGCUAUAUGAGUAGUUUACAAAAAGAAUGAGUUUAACACAACACUGUUAUUUAUGUGCAGUACCAAUGAAAUGGCUUCCUCACAUUUUUGAAGUUUCAUAUGUCCCACCGUAUGAGUAAAAUCACUAACUACAGUAUAGCAAGCUUUAGUAUUGUACAUGAAUUUGGAACUUGUUGGAAUGAAGGCACAACAAAGACAAUCAUACCACAAGGAACCUGGACUUCUGUUCUGAAGAGCACACAUUUUUAGAACAGUAGUUCCAUAUUACCAUGCUUUCCCACUACAUCUAUAGUGUCUUUAUGACACCUGCUUAAUCAUGCUUAAAAAAGGUAUGGAGUCACUGGGGGCCAGAUGCCAUCCUGGCAGCACUGAGCACAAGACUAUCGCAAGAGUUACUAACUCAUACACAUGCAAAUUGGGACCAAUUUAGAAUCACCGAUUAGUCUUGCCUGCAUAUGUUUGAGAAUGUGAGAGAAUAACCCAUGCAGACACAGAAUGUGCAGAAUCCAUAUAGACAAUUACUGAAUGAGAUGUUGAGUCCAGGAUGCUGCAUAAAUGGAACAGCCAUGCUAAACACUGUCCUGUGCUACUGUGUGGCCCACUGCUGUCAGCUGUUUGAAGUAAUGUUCGCAAGGGUCCGGGUUUUAAAAUUAUUCUACCUUGUGUACGUUUUAA
This is a messenger RNA of Erpetoichthys calabaricus (reedfish), 2173 nucleotides long. RefSeq names its product alkB homolog 4, lysine demthylase (gene alkbh4). Gene Ontology annotation, molecular function: actin binding; demethylase activity; oxidoreductase activity. Bases 68 to 940 code for a protein of 290 amino acids. Gene Ontology annotation, biological process: actomyosin structure organization; oxidative demethylation; protein demethylation. Lineage: Eukaryota; Metazoa; Chordata; Cladistia; Polypteriformes; Polypteridae. Gene Ontology annotation, cellular component: midbody; contractile ring. The transcript has 3 exons. The record is from RefSeq and is a predicted model, not a curated record.